GCGCAGUGCAGUGGAGCGAGGCGCGCGAACAUUCUCAACACACACGACAGUGCAACGGGCAAGCAAGCGUUUCUUCCCUUCCUCGCUCGCACCAGCUCGGCUCACCUCCUCCUCUUUGGGUUCACACACAUCAACAAUGGCUUCCAGGCGCACACGUGUCGCCUACUACUACGACUUCGAUGUCGGCAACUACUACUAUGGCCCAGGCCAUCCCAUGAAGCCGCACCGCAUUCGCAUGGCGCACAACCUCAUCCUCAACUAUGGCCUGUACAAGAAGAUGGAAGUCUACCGCCCACACCGCGCCACCUUUGAGGACAUGACCAAGUACCACUCUGACGAGUACGUGUCGUUCAUCCGCGACAUGGACCCAGACAAGCUGGAGGCCUCCCCACCAGACUCGGCGCGCUUCAACGUCGGCGACGACUGCCCCGUCUUUGAUGGCCUCUACGAGUUUUGCCAGCUCUCUGCCGGCGGCUCUCUCGCUGGCGCUGCGAAGCUCAACAGCAAGCAGUGCGACAUUGCCAUCAACUGGGCUGGCGGCCUGCACCACGCCAAGAAGAGCGAGGCAUCAGGCUUCUGCUACGUCAACGACAUUGUCCUCGGCAUCCUCGAGCUCCUCAAGCGGCACCAGCGCGUGCUGUAUGUGGACAUUGACAUCCACCACGGUGACGGCGUAGAGGAGGCGUUUUACUGCACAAACCGCGUCAUGACCGUCUCCUUCCACAAGUUUGGCGAAUACUUUCCGGGCACAGGCGACAUUGGCGAUAUUGGCCACGGCGAGGGCAAGAACUAUGCGGUGAAUGUCCCGCUGAAGGACGGCAUGAACGAUGAGUGCUACGAGCUCAUCUUCAAGCCCGUCAUGGACCACAUCAUGCAGUUUUACGACCCGGGCGCUGUUGUGCUGCAGUGCGGCGCUGACUCGCUCGCCGGCGACCGUCUUGGCUGCUUCAACCUCUCCCUCAAGGGCCAUGCCAAGUGCGUGGAACACAUGAAGUCGUACAACAAGCCGCUGCUGCUGCUUGGUGGCGGUGGAUACACCAUCCGCAACGUGGCCCGCUGCUGGACAUACGAGACGUCCGUUGCCCUGGGCACCGAGAUCUCCGACGAGCUGCCUUUCAAUGACUACUACGAGUACUUUGGCCCAGACUUCCGCCUUCACAUCACACCGGGUAAUGCAGAGAACUUCAACUCGAAGCAGGACAUUGAUCAGAUUAUUGGCACCAUCAUGAGCAACCUCAAGAGCUCGCAGGCCACCCCAGGCGUCCAAUCUCGCGCGCUGCUUGACAUUACGCGCGUUGAGGACGAGGGCGACGCUGAUGCGCAGGAUCCGGACAAGCGGACGCAGUACGAGAACGACCGCCAUGUCGAGCACGACGCAGACUUGUCUGCCUCGGACGGCGAGGGCAAGGCGAAGCACCAACACAACUACGGCAGGGCGAUGGAUGUAGACGAUGCCGCUGAGAAGAAGCAGGAAGAGGCAGAGCACCAGCCGAAGGAGGAGCAGGAGGACAAGGCGGCUGGGCACGCCGCCGCCGCCGCCGACCAGGAAGAAACGACGCAGGAGCAGCCUGCUGCUGAUAGCGCGACGACAGCGGCUACCACCGCUGACACGGCAGCAUCGGCAGAGCAGACGCAGCCUGCGAGCAUGGAGAUGGGAGGCGAUGAUGCCGCCACCAGCAAGCAGCCAGACGCACCGGCCACAGCACCAGAGGCUGAGACCACACCCGCUGGUAAUGCCGAAGUGCACCAGCAACAGGAGCCACAGCAAGCACAGCCACAGCACCAACCAUCGGAGCAGGCAGAGGUGGCCACGGCGGUGUCGGAGGCCUCCAACGCUGGCGACGCCGCUCACCAACAAGAAGGCGCAAGCGAGGCUGCCACUGCACCUACAGAUGCCACCACGGCCACUACCACGGCGCCAGCGACGGCGCCACCAAAGACUGACAAUGCAGCGGAAACGACUACCGCCACGUCCUCCACACCUGCCCCCGCCGCUACUACCACUACUACCACCACCACCACUAUGACCCCCUCUGUUGCACCACCUGCCACAACAACCACCGCUCCAGCUGCACCCGCGCCCGCCACGACCGCGCCCGCGCCUGUCACCACUGAUGUCACGGCUGCACCACAAACUGAGGCGAGCAUGGACACUUCUGCUGAUGCCUAA
Messenger RNA from Salpingoeca rosetta, 2170 nucleotides. RefSeq names its product Hdac1 protein. Bases 137 to 2170 code for a protein of 677 amino acids. NCBI's taxonomy places the organism in Eukaryota, Choanoflagellata, Craspedida, Salpingoecidae. The record is from RefSeq and is a predicted model, not a curated record. The transcript has 12 exons. Gene Ontology annotation, molecular function: histone deacetylase activity.